UUGCUUCUCUCGAUCUUUGAUCACAGCGGUGAAAUAUUUUUGCCGUAAGACUUGUUCAACGUCGGGGAAAAAUACGGCGUUAUGCUGUUUUACUAACUGAAUUAUAUAUAUUCAAAAUUGGGUGUUGGCAAGCAGACAUGGCAACUCAAAUAAGCUUUAUUCUUUUCGCUCUUGUCUUAAGUAAAGGUUAUGGAUUUCAAGACGGUUACACAAUGGAGCAAGCCCAGCAAAGGGAGCCAAUGGCGGUGUAUCCAAACCCAGGUGAAAUUACUUUCAAACUCCACGAGAAAUGGGACGAGAAUCUGCUGAACGAGAACACGCCGAUGUUUAAAAUACUGGAAGGAAACGUGAAGAAAGCAGUCGCUGAUGUUGUCGGAGGCGACAAAGAAAUCUCGAAUAUCUAUUUCAGACGAGGAUUCCUGGGAAUAGAGACAAAUCAACCAAUCACUGUCGCGCAUCUGAUGGUGAAUGGUGGAUCUGAUGCUGCUGGCUUACUGGACGAGGCCGUUCGACCUGACGACUCCCUUGGUGAUGGUUUGAAAGUUUUCAAAGGCUCAUUCAACGCUUAUUGAAGAAACUCUCAAUAAACAAAAUGAAAAGAUGUGCCAUAUCAAAUCUUUCCCAAUCAAGUUACGGAUAUGCAACUUGCCAACAAAUGACCAUUUGUAUGGAGCCUAUUUGCUACAAUGUCAUGGCGUCAUGUAAAUGUUUUGCUACUUUACUGCAAGGAUUUUUCACCAGAAAAAAUGCUUAGAGUCCUAGUCAACGUUUUAAAUUAAACAAUAAAGUUGUUUGCACAUGCCUUCUUCUA
Messenger RNA from Xenia sp. Carnegie-2017, 811 nucleotides. RefSeq lists its product as uncharacterized. The transcript is spliced from 5 exons. The record is from RefSeq and is a predicted model, not a curated record. The coding region runs from base 138 to 572 and encodes 144 amino acids. Lineage: Eukaryota; Metazoa; Cnidaria; Anthozoa; Malacalcyonacea; Xeniidae.